Messenger RNA from Spinacia oleracea (spinach), 2571 nucleotides. RefSeq lists its product as uncharacterized. The transcript has 6 exons. Bases 1 to 2571 code for a protein of 856 amino acids. Lineage: Eukaryota; Viridiplantae; Streptophyta; Magnoliopsida; Caryophyllales; Amaranthaceae. The record is from RefSeq and is a predicted model, not a curated record.
AUGCGGUACUUUCCUCUGAUCCCAAGACAAAAGAGGAUUUACAUGUCAUCUAAAACAGCAGAGGAUAUGAGAUGGCAUUUUGACCGUAAAGAUGGAAAUAUCAUAAGUCACCCGGCGGAUGGUGAAGCUUGGAAAUUGUUUGAUAAAAGAUACGAGGAAUUCGCCAAAGAUCCUCGUAGUGUUAGACUGGGUCUAGCAAGUGAUGGCUAUAAUCCAUAUCGUUUGAUGAAUACUAGUUACAGUACAUGGCCGGUGAUCCUGAUUCCUUAUAAUUUGCCACCGUGGCUUUGUAUGAAGUCUACAUCAUUCAUUUUGUCUUUGCUUAUUCCGGGGAAACAGGGUCCUGGUAUGAAUAUUGAUGUGUACUUGCAACCACUAAUCCAUGAGUUAAAAUUGUUGUGGGAAGGUGUAGAUGCAUUUGAUGCUUAUAGCGGAAAAAAUUUCAAGAUGCGAGCAGCCUUACACUCUACUAUAAAUGACUUUCCAGCAUAUGAUAUGUUGUCGGGUUGGAGUACAAGAGGUUAUAAAGCUUGCCCUUCGUGUGCCGAUUCUACUUAUGCGUAUAGCUUUGGUGGUAAAGUUGUCUACCCUGGAUGUCGAAAAUGGUUACCAAUUGACCAUCGUUAUCGUUCCCAAGCAAAUUUAUUUGAUGGGACAGAGGAACAUGGUCUUGCUCCGGUUCGUGUAAGCGGGUCAGAAGUUUUGAAGCAACAAGAAAGAGUUAAGUAUGUGUUUGGAAAGUCAAAAGUUGUUCCGAAAAAAAGAGGGAGACUAGAAGAUGAUGAACUUGAUGAUGAUGAUAAUGAUGAUAAUGACGAGGACGAGUCUAAUCCUGUUCUGUGGAAAAAGAAAAGUAAGCUUUUUGAAUUAGAAUAUUGGGAACAUAAUCCUCUUAGACACAACUUGGAUGUUAUGCACAUUGAGAAGAAUGUAUGUGACAAUUUCUUAGGAACUCUUUUAGAUAUGAGCAAGAGUAGAGAUGAUAAGAAUGCUAGAUUGGCCCUUAAAAAACUGAACAUAAAACCUCAUCUUUGGCCUCAAUCUCAUCCAAGUCGUGUUAACGACUAUUUGCCUCCAGCUGCAUACACCAUGUCUAAAGAAGAGAAAGAAAGAUUUCUUAAAUUCCUACAAAAUCUUAAAGUUCCCGAUGGGUAUGGAUCUAAUUUGCAAAGGUGUGUGAAUUUGAAGCAACGAAAACUUAUUAAUCUGAAAAGCCACGACAAUCAUAUGCUCAUGCAAGAUAUCCUUCUUGUUGCUUUAAGAGCAUCGAAUGCUACAAAAGUAAUUGAUGUGCUCGAUGAAUUGUCGUACUUUUUCAAGAAGAUAUGUUCAACAUCUAUUGAAAGAGGUGAAUUAGAUACCAUUCAGUCGAAUCUUGUGUUGACUCUUUGUAAGAUGGAGAAAGAGUUUCUUCCAACGUUUUUCACAAUCAUGGUGCAUCUACUAAUUCAUCUAGUGGAUGAGGUCAAACUCGGCGGACCUGUUCAUUAUAGGUGGAUGUAUCCCAUUGAGAGGUAUUUGGCCUUUUUGAAAUCUCAUGUGAGCAAUAAAGCGCAACCAGAAGGAUCCAUAGCUGAAGGGUACCUUUUAUGGGAAACAAUUGCAUUUUGUUCGAGAUAUUUAGAAAGUGUCGAGACCGUAUUCAACAGACCGAAAAGGAAUGAAGAUGGUGUUCCAGACAUCAACAACUAUUUAUAUGACUCUGCUGGUCGUGUAGUUGGGACGAAAAAAAAUGUCCGCGUUGAUGACAAAAGUUUAAAGCAAGCACAUCUUUAUGUUUUGCUUCAUUCAGAUGAGAUGAAACCGGCCUAUAACCUAGAUGAUAGCACAAAAAAAGGAAAAUUGAGAAAAGCCUUGGCAUAUGGUUUAAGCAAUCGCGGCAAAAGGAUGAAAAGUGUUAUUAUCAAUGGCUAUAAGUUUGACACCGUGGAUCGUGAGCGAUCUCAAAAGACUCAAAAUUCUGGAAUUAUGGUAGAAGCUGAUGGCCAAGAGUAUUACGGAAAACUUAAAGAAAUAUUAGAACUUGAUUAUUAUGGUUCUUUCAAGGUUCUAAUGUUUCGAUGUGACUGGGUUGAUGUACGGAGGGGUGUCAAAACAUACUCGAGCUGUAGAGUUCGUGUCAAUUUCUCAAAGUUGAUGCACACUGGUCAAAAGUUGGAUGAUGAUCCAUUUAUUUUCUCUUCUCAAGCAAAACAAGUUUUUUACAUUGAGGAUGAGAUACAAAAAGGAUGGCAUCAUGUUAUUAAGACUAAGCCUAGGGACUUGUUUGAUAUACCUGAUGAUGACGAUGAUGAUGAGCUUCUAAAUAAAAGUUGCCAACUUGCUGUCUGCGAAUCUCUAGAAUCAGAGGACUACUUAUCUGCCAUAGCUACACAAGAUGACAUUUCAUGUUGUUUGGACUUGUGUGAUCAGGUGGUCAUUUUGAGCUGGGAGAUUUUUCCAUACAUGAUAUGCCUGAGCUACAUUGAUGGCUCGUGUUAUUUAGAUCUUCUUGACAAUGUUGUAGCUUAUUAUUUCAAGAACAGGAAGAGUCUGGUGAUGAUUUCUUACCCUGCUCUCCUUAGACCUUAG